Molecule: messenger RNA, 567 nt
Organism: Xyrauchen texanus (razorback sucker)
Lineage: Eukaryota; Metazoa; Chordata; Actinopteri; Cypriniformes; Catostomidae
Product: complement C1q tumor necrosis factor-related protein 1-like
Molecular function (GO): protein binding
Source: RefSeq, a predicted model, not a curated record
AUGACCAUAGGGGAGAAAGGAGACACUGGUAAGAGGGAACCCAAUGGUAAAUCAGGCAAAUCAGGGCAAACUGGUCCCAUAGGUCCCCAUGGCAUGAAGGGAACCAAGGGCAGUAUUGGUGCUCCAGGGGAAUCCUGUAAGUCCUACUACGCUGCCUUUUCUGUAGGGCGCAAGAAGGCCCUGCACAAUAAUGACUACUACCAGACCAUAAUUUUUGAUACUGAGUUUGUCAAUCUGUAUGGCAACUUUAACAUGUUUACAGGCAAGUUCUUCUGUUAUAUUCCAUGCAUCUAUUUCUUUAACUUAAACGUUCACACCUGGAACCAGAAGGAGACAUACAUGUAUGUGAUGAAGAAUGAGCAGGAGAUGGCCAUUUUGUACGCCCAGUCCAUCGAUCGCUCCAUCAUGCAGAGACAAAGUCUCAUGCUGAAGCUGGAGAGAGAUGACCAUGUGUGGGUUCGGCUCUUUAAGGGCGAGAGAGAGAACGCUGUUUUCAGCGAUUACUUUGACACUUAAUUGGACUUCACAUUUAAUGGUCACUUCAUCAUGGAUAAGGCAGAAGGCUGA